AUGGCUCGACUAGUACUGUUAAUAUGUGUUUUCGGGCUCCUUUUGGGUGCUAAUGCAGCACCAGGUGGUAAAAGGAAAGAUGAAGAAAGUAUUGUCAGCUCCGCAAAGGAUGUAAAAAAUGAUGGAAAAGGUGCCAAUUACGAAAAUGCUGGCAACGUAAAUCAAGCCAAAGAUGGGGAACAGAUUAGCAACACCCAUGAUGGUAACGAUGAAAGUAGUCGAUACGGCAAAUUAGGAGAAAAUGACAACAACGGCGACCAUGAAAAUGGUAACAUUGGUCGUAGUAGUCAAUACGAUAAAUUAAGAGAAAAUGACAACGGCGAUGGUGCUGCUAAAAUUGGCGAUCAUUAUAACCGAAAUGAUAACAGUGAAGGAGAAAAUAAAGGUACUAGUCGACACAAAAGAAAUGAAUCACGAGGCAAGGGAGAUCACGGAGGUCAUGGAGGCAAUGGUGGUAAAGGUAGUGGCGGUGGCAGUGGCGGUCCUGGUGGAGGUAGAAAAGGAGGUGAAAAUCCAGGUGGUCGACCUCGGCGUUCAGAAGGCAAUGGUAAAAAUUAUGGAAAUGACAAAAGCAUAUCCAAUGAAAGCGAAGAAGACACUGAAGGAACAGCUACAAGUGGAAACGACCAUGGCUCAGAUAAUAACGAUGAAGAGAAUAACGGAGAUAACGAAUCAAGUGCUAAAGGAAAACAUGACGGUGAUGAUAAGGACAGUUCCGAUGCAGGUGCUAAAGCAUCGUCCGAAGAUAGUGACAAAGAUGUAGACCAGUGCAGCUACGAUAGUGAUAAAACAGAAUAUGACACCGGCAAUUUACCUGCAAACGAAGGCCCUGAAACUUCUGCUAUUAUUCCAAAUAAUAACAAUGACAAAGAAAAUAGUAGUUCCUUAAAUGUAGAAGACAACAAAGACGGAGGUCGUUACAGACGAGACAAACCCCACGGUCAAGGCAAUCAAGGCGGUCAUGAGCAUGGAGGCAUCGGUGGUGGAAAAGACGGUCAAAAAGGUGCUGGUGGUAAAGGUAGACACCGACGUUCUGAAGACAAUGAAGACCACUCAAGCCAUGACAGUAAUAACACACGUGAAGGCGAAAAUAACACUACUCAUGCUGUUAAUAAUAGCAGUAAUAACCAUAGCCCGGAUCAAGAAACCAGUGGAAACGACCAUAGCUCAAAUAACUAUAAAGAGGAAAUUAAAAACGCUGCUCGACAUAGACGUGACAAUUCACAGGAUAAAGUAAAUCAAUGUGGUCAUGGUGACAAAGGCGGCCCAAAUUCAGAUAGUAAUGGUAGGCACCGACGAUCUAAAGAUAACGAAAAACACUCCGAACACACAGACAAUGAUAAUAACUACAGUAAUUCAAGUGAAAGAAAAGAAAGCUCUCCUGAUAAAAAUACUGAUGUUGACCAAGAUAGUAAAAGCGAUGAAGAUGAAGACAGCCAUGACUUAGAAAGUAAUGAAAAGGAGAAUAUUGAUGCUGUCAGGCGAAGACGUGACAAUUCACGCGGUAAAGGAAACCGUGGUCAUGGAGGAGACAAACGCGUUCCAAAUACAGGCGGUGAAGGCAGGCGCCGACGAUCCGUAAACAAAGAACAACACUCUGAAGGUAAAGAUGGAAACGACUCAGUCAACGCUCAUGAUGACAAUAACAAUAAUUCAAGAGAAAGUGAAGAAACAUCUGUUAAAAAUAACGAUCAUAACGAUGACCAAGAAAGUAACAGUGAUGGAGACGGCUAUUUAGACAAAAAUGAACAGGAGAAUAAUAAAAGCGAAGAAAGCUCUCCUGUUAAAAAUACCGACCAUGAUGUUGAUGAUGACCAAGGAAGUAACAGUGAUGAAGGCAGCCUAUCAGAUGAUAAUGAAAAGGACAAUAAAGAUGGUGCUCGCUACGCACGCACACUACCUAUAGAUCAAAGCACAUGGAUGUAUUUAUUGUUAAAGUUGCUUAGUAUUUUUGAUAUUAUGUAA
Messenger RNA from Cydia strobilella, 1965 nucleotides. RefSeq lists its product as uncharacterized. Lineage: Eukaryota; Metazoa; Arthropoda; Insecta; Lepidoptera; Tortricidae. The coding region runs from base 1 to 1965 and encodes 654 amino acids. The record is from RefSeq and is a predicted model, not a curated record. The transcript has 2 exons.